AUGAAGGCUUUUAUUGGCCUAUCGAAUUGUGCUGUUACAUAUUAAUCCUAUGAAAUUGCAGUGAAAUUCUUAAAGAAAUGCUUACAAUAUGCUUGGCUAAAUAAUAAUUUGGAGAUUGAGAAUUUGGUUCAUUAAAAAACGGGGAUUUGUCACUUUUAUAUGGGAAAUAUAGAAAAAGCCUCUUUUUAUCAUGAAAGGAGCAUUACUUACGAUUUUGAAAUUGAAGAUUCUCCAUUAAGAAAAUUGAGUUGUGAUACUGUGAAAAUAUAUUUAAAUAAACAUUUUUCUAGAAAUUAUGCUGAAACUGUUAAUAAUGCUUUGUUAAGUAAAAUGAACUUUCAGAUACCCAUUGACAUUAAGUAAUGUCAGGAGAACUUAAUAGAUUUAAUAGAUCUCUCUUAAUCACCUCGAGUCCAUUUAAGUUCUGAAGGAUCAAGAAAAAUGUCAAUCUCUUUGGAAAACUCUGAAUUAUCCUGUCUCAAAAUAAAUGGAAUGAGGUUACUUAAAGAUAUAUUAUCAUAAUAAGAAUUCGAUUUUUAAGUUUAUACUCCUAAGCAUUCAUGUAGUGUUCUAUAUUAAAUUCUAGUUAGGACUGAAAGCAAAUGCUUUGAUUAUUUAAAUAAUAAGAAAAUUCACCCUAAAGACAUUUAUCAUGAUAGUAAAUAUAAGACUAAUCCCUUAGUUAAUGAUGAUCUUGGAAUUAUUAAAAGUAAAAGUCAAGCAAAGCUGAAAAUAUGA
Paramecium tetraurelia is the source of this 738-nucleotide messenger RNA. RefSeq lists its product as uncharacterized. NCBI's taxonomy places the organism in Eukaryota, Ciliophora, Oligohymenophorea, Peniculida, Parameciidae. The record is from RefSeq and is a predicted model, not a curated record. The transcript has 2 exons. Gene Ontology annotation, molecular function: protein binding.